This is a messenger RNA of Lacerta agilis (Sand lizard), 1134 nucleotides long. It is a transcript of the gene CENPK, whose product is annotated as centromere protein K. The record is from RefSeq and is a predicted model, not a curated record. The transcript is spliced from 10 exons. Gene Ontology annotation, cellular component: nucleus. Bases 40 to 876 code for a protein of 278 amino acids. Gene Ontology annotation, biological process: mitotic sister chromatid segregation; kinetochore assembly. Lineage: Eukaryota; Metazoa; Chordata; Lepidosauria; Squamata; Lacertidae.
GAAGAAAAACGGCAACAGCGACGGCGCCGAGAAAUCGCUAUGGCUGAGAAAAAUACGAUGACUCUAGAUGAGCAGCAAGGUUCCCCAGUGGUCAGCAGCACAUUAUUGAGUUCAGAAGGUGCCAAAGAACAACUCAUAGAAGAUUGUGAAGAAUUGUGGAAACAAAUGGAAGAGUGUCAGAACAUAUUAACACUUCAAGAAACAGAAGCACUUUCAAAUUCAAAUCCCAAGCUUUCCUUGUUAAUGAAAAGGGUGAAGGCUCUUUCAGCGGAGCUUUACCAAUGGCAGAAGAGAAAACCAGACGUACUUCCCGUGAAUCCAGACGUUCUGACAGCAUUAGGAAGACACCAGUUGCAGGAAGUAGAGCAUGAUCUUGAAAUGGUGCUAUCAACAAUUCAAGCAAAGAACGAAAAACUGAAACAAGACUUAGUAAGGGAACAGCAAUGGUUGGAGGAACAGCAGCAAUUAAUAGACUGCCUCAAUCAAACAGAGGAAGAAAAUCGCAAUCAAGUUGUAGAGUUUUCUGAAGAAAGAGCCUUUCAAGAAAUCAAAACCAAAAUGCUGAGAAUAAAAACGUAUAAGGAUAAGAUCUUGAAUGCUCUGGGCAAGUUCCUUGAAGAACAUUUUCCUCCCCCUGAUGCUGGAACUACAAGAAAGAAAAGACGUUCGUCUGUAGAGCCAGAUGUACAACUAUUAUCAUUAUAUGAAAUUUUAGAGACCCUUAUCCACAAACUUCAAAAUACACCACAUGAUCCAUAUGUAUCAAUCACCACAUCGUUCUGGGCUCCUUAUAUUGAACUUCUGCUGCGAAAUAGCAUUGCAUUAAGACAUCCAGAAGAUCCAAACAGGAUACGUCUAGAAAAUUUUCACCAAUAGCAAUAUAUAGUAAGAUGGAAGUCAUCGCCUAAUCAGUAAAAUAACGUUAAUUAGAAGGGGUGUAACUUCUUGCUUCGGCUUGAGAAGAUAGCAUUUCUGCUGCUACAGAUCUUUCAUGCAGGUUCUCAUAAUGUUUCUGUAAUGUUGGAACUACAUCGCUCUAUUUCAAUGUGAGAUUUUAAUUAGUUCUUUGUUACUUUUACUACUAUUAGCAAAUUAUAUUUUAUCCUGAAAACCAUCCAGACCAUUAAAAUAAGA